Messenger RNA from Mangifera indica (mango), 1485 nucleotides. RefSeq names its product quinone oxidoreductase 1-like. The coding region runs from base 13 to 1176 and encodes 387 amino acids. The transcript has 5 exons. Lineage: Eukaryota; Viridiplantae; Streptophyta; Magnoliopsida; Sapindales; Anacardiaceae. Gene Ontology annotation, biological process: cellular response to oxidative stress. Gene Ontology annotation, cellular component: cytoplasm; cytosol. Gene Ontology annotation, molecular function: quinone reductase (NADPH) activity. The record is from RefSeq and is a predicted model, not a curated record.
CAAAUAAGAGAAAUGAGAAUAUCAAGUAUCACAUUUGGCUUCUUCUCCACACCGUUUCAAUCAAAGUCAACUCUUUUCUUUCUACACAAUUGCUCCGUUUUCACCGCCAACAUCAAACACUCUCCGCUACUCUUCUCACUUAAACAUUCUAUAGUGAAAGCACUUGCCGCCUAUUCUGCAUCACCAAUAUCAAAUAUGGUCAAACCCAUCAGGGUUCAUCAACUUGGCGGACCUGAGGUUCUGAAGUGGGAGGAUGUAGAAAUAGGGGAGCCUGUUGAAGGUGAGAUUCGCUUGAGAAACAAAGCAAUUGGCCUUAAUUUCAUCGAUGUUUACUUUCGGAAAGGCGUUUAUAAGGCUGCUACAAUGCCCCUCACCCCGGGUGUGGAGGCUGUAGGGGAAGUAAUUGCUGUGGGCCCUGGAAUUACUGGCACGAAAGUUGGGGAUAUUGUGACUCAUGCUGGUAGUGCAAUGGGUUCAUAUUCUGAGAAGCAGGUCCUUCCUGCAGACAAAGUGUUUCCCCUUCCUUCUUCUAUUUCACCUGUUAUUGCAGCUUCUGUCAUGCUUAAGGGUAUGACGGCUCAGUAUCUACUUCGCCGUUGCUUCAAGGUUGAGCGUGGACACACAAUUCUUGUUCAUGCUGCAGCUGGUGGGGUUGGAUCUCUGUUAUGCCAAUGGGCAAAUGCUCUGGGUGCAACUGUUAUUGGCACCAUCUCAACUAAAGAGAAGGCUGCUCAAGCCAAGGACGAUGGAUGUCACCAUGUUAUUGUUUACAAGGAUGAGGAUUUUGUUGCCUGUGUUAACGAGAUAACAUCAGGCAAUGGGCUCGACAUUGUCUACGACUCUGUUGGGAAAGACACCUUUCAGUCAGUUCUUUUACAUCUAUGCUUAAGGCUUCGGCGUUACAUGGUGAGUUUUGGACAGUCUUCUGGUACACCGGAUCCAGUUCCCUUAUUGGCACUGGCGCCAAAAUCAUUGUUCUUAACGAGGCCUUCUCUCAUGCAAUACACAACAACUCGGGAUGAGCUGCUGGAAACCGCUGAGGAGGUAUUUGCCAAUGUUGCAUCAGGUGUCUUGUGGGUUCGAGUAAAUCAUACAUAUCCUUUGUCACAAGCAGCAGAGGCACAUGCCGACCUGGAGAGCCGAAAAACAUCUGGAUCAGUGGUGCUGAUACCAUGAGUGUGAGCAGUUUGUUUCAUCUUGGUAGAAUAGAUAGGCUGUUUGGUCUAGUGUUAUGUGAGGCUUGUUAUGUAUGCAGAGAUCCAUACCAAUAAACAUACAGGGUCAGCCAGCAUGAGAAGUUAUAUUGGUACAGUGCUUUUGGUAGCAGUAUGGAGUGUGCUUGUAAAUAAAGAAGAUGAAAGACUGCUAUUGUUUUUAAAGUAAUAUUAUGUGUACAAACAAUCAUGUGUUAUUAUAUGAUUAAAUAGUUAAAAAUUAAAGAUAAACGGAUAUCCAAUCACAAGGAGACACGUUAUAAUUUAUGCA